UUUACAAGUUAUGAAAUUAGAACCGGUCAUUGGUCAAAUUGAAUUGUAAUGAUUGAAAUAUGCGUCUGUUUAAUUUAAUUUGAGGCUGCCAUGCUUAUCAGAAUUAAAGAAAUGGUUUAGCUGAAUCAGCGGGACUCACACAAUUCAACAUGAGUGACAGUGUUAAUGUAAGCAGCCUGUUGGUGAUUGUGUUGGAUACAAACCCAGCAUGGUGGGGGAGAGGCAGUGUCAAUGGAGACAAAAAGUUAGCGCUGUCAAAAUGUGUGGACUCACUGAUGGUGUUUGCCAACUCUCACUUGAUGAUGAAUCACCUUAACAAACUGGCUUUUAUAGCAGCUCACUCAAAUGCAAGUCAUUUCCUGUACCCGAAGAAACAGAGUGAAGGUCUGGAGGCAGUGAGUGAUGGAGAAUUGAAUGAUGGCAAAUAUGAACUGUUUGAUCGCAUGAACUACCUUGUGAAAGAGGAAGUUAAAGACCUUGUACUUAACAGUAUGGAGGUGGAGUUUGAGAAUGACUCUCUUAUUGCUGGUGCUGUGUCAAUGGCUCUUUGCUAUAUACAUAGAAUGGAGAAAGAAGCGCAGCUUGGAGUUAAAAUUUCCUCCAGGAUUCUGGUUGUUAAAGCAUCUGAAGAUAAUCCAGCCCAGUAUAUGAACUUCAUGAAUACAAUAUUUACCGCACAGAAAUUGAAUAUUGUGAUAGAUGCCUGUAUCCUUGACAACGAUUCUGGACUUCUUCAGCAGGCAUGUGAUAUAACCGGAGGUGUAUAUUUGAAAAUUCCACAGCCACAGGGACUUCUUCAGUAUUUACUGUGGGUAUACCUACCAGACCCGUCAACCAGAGAACGACUGACCCUCCCGCCACGAGCUCAGGUUGACUACAGAGCUGCAUGCUUCUGUCACAGAAAUCUUAUUGAUAUAGGAUAUGUAUGUUCUGUCUGUCUCUCAAUAUUCUGCACCUUCAGCCCAAUUUGUUCAACAUGCCAAACUACAUUCAAGAUUAUUGCACCUCCAAAAUUAGUGAGAAAGAAGUCUAAGAAGAACCUUACAGCUACUUGAUGAUGUUAAAUUAAUACUCACAGGAGAGUAUUAAUAGUCAAUAGUGACAUAGAUAAACUGGGUAAUCAUUGUGAAGUUACGUACGAUUCCCUGAAAGGAGUGUUUUGUUGCUCCAGCAGAUUUUUGAAAACUUGGGGGAGUGUUUGGAGGAAUUGAGUCAGUGGGCAGCAGAAGUGGGAAACAAUGAUAUACAAAAUGUACAUGUACAGAGAACUUAAGAAACACUCAAGUCUAGUAUUUGAGUGGUGUAUUUCCAUUCAUGGACAUUUAUUCAAAUAGGUGCUAUAAUGAUGUGAGUUACAAGUAUUGGUUACUUUUGUACAUAUGGAUGAUGUAUUGAUGUAAAUGAUUAAUACAUAUUUUUCUUACUCUAUGA
This is a messenger RNA of Mercenaria mercenaria, 1431 nucleotides long. Its product is annotated as general transcription factor IIH subunit 3-like. The transcript is spliced from 12 exons. Bases 150 to 1055 code for a protein of 301 amino acids. Gene Ontology annotation, biological process: regulation of DNA-templated transcription; nucleotide-excision repair. Gene Ontology annotation, cellular component: transcription factor TFIIH core complex; transcription factor TFIIH holo complex. NCBI's taxonomy places the organism in Eukaryota, Metazoa, Mollusca, Bivalvia, Venerida, Veneridae. The record is from RefSeq and is a predicted model, not a curated record.